UCUUUUAGGUCUUUUCCAACCUUGGUGAUUCUAUGAUUGAUUCUAUGAUUCCCACAGCCUCCCUUUAGCUAGAGACAGGCUGCUCCCAGAUCUGCCUGGAGCUCUUUUCCCUCAGGAGAACCCCUCCCCGCUUCUCAGCGUCCGGCAGAGACUCCAGCAGGACCAGCCCUCCUGAUGUACGGUUUAUAUUCAAACACACUGACAGCGACCCAGCGGGGUGCCGUGCCGUGCCCCGUUCCGCCCCGCCCCGCCCGGGCAGGCUGCUCUGCUGGCCGGGCGCUGAGCAGAGUGACAGGGAGAGCGGCAGCGCUCGGCAUGGCGCAGUACGCGAGGGGCGCCGCGGCCGUGGCCGUCAUCCGGCUCCGCAACCCGCCGGUCAACGCGCUGAGUUUGACAGUUCUCCAGGCAUUAGAGGAUGGACUGAAAAGAGCAGACGCAGAUCCUUCAGUGAAAGCUGUUACAAUCUGUGGCGAAAAUGGGAAGUUCAGUGCAGGUGCUGAUAUUCGAGGAUUUUCUUCUCCAAAGAAACAGGGUCUUGGCUUGGGCCCCAUAGUUUCUCUCAUUGAAAGGAGCGAGAAGCCUGUUGUGGCUGCCAUUGAAGGCAUUGCUCUGGGAGGAGGCCUGGAGGUGGCACUUGGCUGUCACUAUCGUAUCGCACACAUGCAGGCACGGAUGGGUUUACCAGAAGUCACAAUUGGGUUGCUUCCAGGUGCUGAAGGCACUCAGCGGCUCCCCAGACUGAUUGGGGUUCCUGCUGCCCUGGAUAUAAUUACUACAGGAAGACACAUUUCUGCAACUGAAGCACUGAAGCUGGGCUUGGUUGAUGAAGUUGUGGAAGAGAAUACAGUUGAAGCAGCAAUCCGUUUGGCAAACGAGUUGAUUGGCCAGCCCUUGGGACACCGCAGGCUCAGCCUGAAGCCAGUCCCCAAAUUGCCCAACAUGGAAGAGUUUCUCACCGAGGCUCUUGUGAAGGUGAAGAAACGGGCCCAAGGGUGCCUGGCACCAGAGCUGUGCUUCCAAGCAAUCAAAGCUGCCACAGAGCAGCCAUUUGCAGAUGGAGUCCGGAAGGAGAGAGAGCUGUUUAACAUCCUGCUGACUUCAGGCCAGGCCAAAGCACUGCAGUAUGCUUUCUUUGCAGAGAGAGCAGUGGAGAAGUGGACAACACCCAGUGGAGCUUCAUGGAAAAGUGCUUCCCCUCAGCCCAUCCGCAAAGCAGCUGUGAUAGGGCUGGGAACAAUGGGCCGAGGCAUUGUGACUUCUCUGGUUAAGGCCAAGAUACCUGUGGUAGCCCUGGAGCAGGAUCUGGAGUAUCUGAACACAGGAAGAAAAGCCGUGAUGCUCCUUUUGGAACAUGAGGCUAUGAAAAUGGAGCAGGGUGCCCAAACCCUGGAUUUCCAUAACCCUGCACGACUCCAGUUCACUGUGGACUUUGAUGUUUUGCGGGAUGUAGAUCUAGUUAUUGAAGCUGUGUUUGAGAACAUGGCACUAAAGAAGGAAAUAUUCAACAAGCUAUCGAGAAUCUGCAAGCCGGAGGCUUUUCUGUGUACAAACACAUCAGCCCUGAAUAUCGAUGAAAUAGCUUCUGUCACCAGCCGCCCACAGCAGGUCAUUGGCACGCACUUCUUCUCCCCUGCUCAUGUGAUGAGGCUGUUAGAAAUAAUCUAUGGCCGUCACACAUCCCCCACCACCACUGCCACAGCCAUGCAGCUAGCCAAAGUGAUGAAGAAAGUUGGAGUGGUGGUAGGGAACUGUUUUGGGUUUGUUGGGAACCGAAUGAUGUUUCCGUAUUUACAACAGGCAAUUUUCCUCUUAGAGGAAGGAAGCAGACCAGAAGACGUAGAUCAGGUUCUUGAAGAUUUUGGGUUUAAGAUAGGGCCUUUCCGAAUGUCUGAUCUUGCUGGGCUGGAUGUGGGCUGGAGGUCUCGAAAGGACCAGGGCCUCACUGGCCCCUCAGUGGCUCCAGGAACACCCGCCCGCCAGCGGCAUGGCUAUCGCUACAGCCCGCUGCCUGACCUUCUGUGUGAGAAAGGCAGGUUUGGCCAGAAGACUGGAAAAGGCUGGUAUCAGUACGAGAAGGCUGGGGGUAGGACAGCCAAACCAGACCCAUGGAUUCACAGCUUUCUGUCUGAGUACAGGGACACCCAUCAAAUCAAAACUCGCUUUAUAGACCAGGAGGAAAUCCUGGAGCGUUGCUUGUUUACUCUUAUCAAUGAAGGAUUUGACAUCCUGGCUGAGGGAAUAGCGUCAGGCCCAGAACAUCUUGAUGUAGUUUAUAUCAAUGGUUAUGGAUGGCCGAAGCACAGGGGUGGCCCCAUGUUCUACGCUUCCACUGUUGGGCUCCCUAACAUUCUGGCUAAGCUGCAGAAAUACUCUGAGAUCCACCCUGAUGUUCCCCAGCUACGUCCCAGUGCCUUUCUGAAAAAGUUGGUGGCUAUGGGGAACCCUCCUCUCAAUGACUGGAUGUCCUACCUACACAGGCAGAGCAACAAGCUGUGAUUUCACUGAUACCUGCUAUAGAAAUUCCUUGGAGGCUGAUCUCAUGAAACAGCUGCUGUAAUUGCACUAUCUUUUCCAAUCAAAAACAAAGUGCUAUAGGCUUAUAAACAAUGUCAGGUACCUUCCUAGGUGAGAUUGAUCUCUGUCCCACCUUGCUGCAGGCAGCCACUGCCAUCACCCACCCUUCCCUCUUGCCACCUGCCUCACCCACCUUCUUUGCACAUUGCUGCGUACAGAUGCAUUUCAUUCUCCUCUGUACUUAGGUCUUCAGAGCGGUGCAUCUCUCCCAGUCUUUCUUUGAUGAAGGGACAGAGCAGCACCUGGCCCUCAAAGCAAAUCACAGUGGGAGGUGAGAGCAAGAUGGUCACAAUUCACCCAAGACCAGCUGGACCUUCCAGAUCCUGGCCUAAGUCUGUUUUCCAGUUUGUUCAGACCUUCCUUCUCCCUGCAGUGCAAUGUCCUGUACCCCAGAUUACUUGGCAGUCCCAAAUGCAGCCAGUUGGAGCCUGCUCCCUUCACACUGCUAGGGAAGAGUUGGCACAUUUCAGAGGCAAAUUCAAAGGAAUUGGUGAGAGCAGCUUUGGAGAGAGAGCAAGGGGCAGGGCUGGUACUGUCACCUGCUCCCUGCUGCAGAAGAAAAUUCUAAUAAGUGACACAAAAGCCACACAUGCAUCAACCUUACUAACCUGCACUAUGCUGUUGGCUCAUGACUGGCAUUCUGCAUCUAGACUCCAUCCUCCUUUAUCAUCCACCUGGCUUUGUCCAGGCAGAAACAUCUUCUGGCAUCUCUAAGAGUGGAUUUGCACUGCUGUCACUCCCCCUAUCUUGCCUGCCUGUGGCUACCUAAUUGAUCUAAUUGACCAGACUGAAACCUGGCCUGGCACUUACCAGGUUUUCCCUUGCUGAGAGAGCAGGGCUCAAGAGCUGGGCAAGCAGACUUCCAGCAGAGAGUAGAGCAGGAGUGAGCCAGACCUCUUCCAUGCUUUGGACAAAGUCACCUAUUGCUCGUGACUAGGUUGGUGUUCUCAGGAAGAUUAACACUGAAUGUCUGAUUGUUGCUUUCUAUUUUAAUAAAACCAUUUUGAUUAUCUAAUGACAGAUUAUUGGGUAGCAUACAGGAUAGCAGAAGAUGGAAAAUGUGUUUGUUCUUUAUACCUCCGUAGCUUCUUUAUGUGGCAGAACUCACUACACUGUCUGUUUAUGAAGGAGUUCAUGUUGGAAGUGGUUGCAUGCUUGUUUUUCUAAACAUAGCUUCUUUUUUUCACUUCUGCCCUUCUGUGGACGAGAGUGCAAAGCUGGGGUCAUGAAACCCUCCAGAAGCCAGAACCUAUUUCCUUGUUCAGGGGAGGAUUUUCCUCCGGGACCAGCAAAACUGCUGCAGUUCUCCCCCCAUCACUUGCAUGUCACAGCUGAGUGCAAUCCAGCAUUUGCUCAAAGGUGAAGCACUGCUUCCACGCGAGCGGGCUCCGCGUGACGUGUUACACAACAGCACUGCUGCUGCUGGCGGCUGUCACGUCACUCAGCAGGACAGCUCUGGACACGCCGUGCUGUACACUCUCCUGGGCCUCCUGCCAUGGGGUUCACCCGUAUCGGAGAUGGGUUGGAGAAGGACAUUCCCCUUGCAGCGGGAGUGGGGUGAGGAGGGGUGGGGAUGCCCUUUGUCUGCCUCAGAGAUGGUAGUUUCUGGAUAUCAAGCCCCCACCAACAUCAAACUUGUGGCCAAAACAUCUCACCUAAGUGCUUUUGUACAUCUGACGUGCCCAGCCCCCUUCUCAUCUCCCCUCAAGGAAAUUACUGAGAACAGAGGCCGUUCGCACUAAUAAUGACUACCGACAGAAGUUCAUUUGUGCAUUCCUAUUGACCAAAGCAGCGCAGCAUUGAUUGCCAUGUUCCAGCCAGCAAAGUGAAACUGCCAGUGCUCAGGGUGAGCUGCGGCUCUGAGGGCAGGCACCAGGAUCCUGCAGUCGGCAGGAGCACGUGAGAGUCCUG
Messenger RNA from Phasianus colchicus (ring-necked pheasant), 4485 nucleotides. It is a transcript of the gene EHHADH, whose product is annotated as enoyl-CoA hydratase and 3-hydroxyacyl CoA dehydrogenase. Gene Ontology annotation, biological process: fatty acid beta-oxidation. NCBI's taxonomy places the organism in Eukaryota, Metazoa, Chordata, Aves, Galliformes, Phasianidae. The record is from RefSeq and is a predicted model, not a curated record. Gene Ontology annotation, molecular function: NAD+ binding; (3S)-3-hydroxyacyl-CoA dehydrogenase (NAD+) activity. Gene Ontology annotation, cellular component: peroxisome.